This is a messenger RNA of Coniophora puteana RWD-64-598 SS2, 1176 nucleotides long. Its product is annotated as acid protease. The transcript is spliced from 4 exons. Gene Ontology annotation, biological process: proteolysis. The coding region runs from base 1 to 1176 and encodes 391 amino acids. NCBI's taxonomy places the organism in Eukaryota, Fungi, Basidiomycota, Agaricomycetes, Boletales, Coniophoraceae. The record is from RefSeq and is a predicted model, not a curated record. Gene Ontology annotation, molecular function: aspartic-type endopeptidase activity.
AUGUGCUUGCUCGCCACGGUCGCUGCUGCUGCCCCAGCCCAGCGCGACGCGAAGCCGACGCUCGAGUUCACUCGUCGCUUUAAGAGCCUUGCUGCGGGCCAGAAGCUUCCUGACAUCGACCGUGCGCGUGCUGCUGCACUCAAGCAUACCUCGAAGGCGAAGCGCGACGGCACCGUCAGUGUCACGAACGCGCAGGACACCUACACCGCCAGCGUUGGCGUCGGCUCCCCCGCCACCCAGUACACGCUCUUGAUUGACACGGGUAGCUCCAACACCUGGGUUGGCGCUGACCAGUCGUACACCCCCACGAGCACUUCCACGGACACUGGCAACACUGUCCAAGUCUCCUAUGGCUCCGGUUCGUUCUCCGGCGAGGAGUACACCGACACCGUGACCCUCGGCAGCGGUCUUACCAUUACCAAACAGUCCAUCGGUGUUGCCUCCUCCGCCCAGGGUUUCACUGGCGUCGACGGUAUCCUCGGUGUCGGCCCCACCGACCUCACGAGCGGCACCGUCUCCAACACGGACACCGUCCCCACCGUCACUGACAACCUCUACUCGGCGGGCACGAUCAGCACCGAGGUGCUCGGUAUCUACUACGCGCCUGCUGCUGGCUCUGACUCGACGGGCGAGCUGAGCUUCGGGAGCGUGGACACGAGCAAGACGACGGGCGAUGUUGCAUAUGUGCCCAUCACGAGCACGAGCCCCGCCAGCGAGUACUGGGGUAUCGACCAGAGCAUUAGCUACGGCUCGACGUCGAUCCUUAGCUCGACUGCUGGUAUUGUCGACACCGGCACCACGCUCAUCCUCAUCGCUUCCGAUGCCUACUCGACGUACCAGUCUGCGACCGGCGGUACCGAGGACCAGACUACGGGCCUGCUGACGAUCAGCUCGGACCAGUACAGCAGCCUCUCGGACCUCAACUUCGAGAUCGGCGGGACGACGUACGCGCUGAACGCGAACGCGCAGAUCUGGCCGCGCUCGCUCAACAGCGCGAUCGGCGGCACGAGCGGCGACAUUUAUCUCGUCGUGAGCGACAUUGGGACCGACUCGGGAUCGGGUCUCGACUUUAUCAACGGGUACACGUUCCUUGAGAGGUAUUAUUCGGUCUUCGACACGACCAACUCGCAGGUUGGGUUCGCGACGACUUCGAACACGGACGCGACUUCGAACUGA